CGGAGCUCCGUGCUCAGCCCAGCCUCCACGCUCAGCGCUCAGCAAUGGCCCGGGGGCGGGGCACGGCCCUCCCCGGUUCUCAGAGGUAGCAGGGAUCCUCACCUAGGAGGUGUCAGCCCAGGCCCAGCCUCCCCAGAGACAGCACCCGGAGCCUCAUCUCUCUCCUCUCCCUGCUCGGACCCUGCCACAGGUUGCUGGGGCUGUUUGGGCUUUGGGGGACUCUGGACCAGGCCCUGGCCCAGUAGGAUGCCCCCGUGUCCUCCCCAGCAGAGCAGGAACAGGGUGACACAGCUGCCCACUCCAGAGCUGGGCGAGAUGGAACUGACUUGGCAAGAGAUCAUGUCCAUCACUGAGCUGCAGGGCCUGAAUGCUCCAACUGAGCCAUCGUUUGAGCCCCCAGCCCCAGCCCCAUACCCUGGACCCCCACACCCCUCAACUUACUGCCCCUGUUCAAUCCACCCGGAUACUGGCUUCCCCCUUCCUCCGCCACCUUAUGAGCUCCCAGCACCCACAUCUCAUGUCCCAGACCCCCCAUACUCCUAUGGUAACAUGGCCAUACCAGUCUCCAAGCCACUGACCCUCUCAGGCCUGCUCAGUGAGCCCCUCCCAGACCCCUUGGCCCUCCUGGACAUUGGGCUGCCAGCAGGGCCACCCAAGCCCCAAGAAGACCCAGAAUCAGACUCAGGAUUAUCCCUCAACUAUAGUGAUGCUGAAUCUCUUGAGCUGGAGGGGACAGAGGUUGGUCGGCGGCGUGGCGAGUAUGUAGAGAUGUACCCGGUGGAGUACCCCUACUCGAUGAUGCCCAACUCCUUGGCCCACCCCAACUAUGCCUUGCCGCCUGCUGAGACCCCCUUAGCCUUAGAGCCUUCCUCGGGCCCUGUGCGGGCCAAGCCCACUGCACGGGGGGAGGCGGGGAGUCGGGAUGAGCGUCGGGCCCUGGCCAUGAAGAUCCCCUUCCCUACGGACAAGAUUGUCAACUUGCCAGUAGAUGACUUUAACGAGCUGUUGGCACGGUACCCGCUGACGGAGAGCCAGCUGGCACUGGUCCGGGACAUCCGACGGCGGGGCAAGAACAAGGUGGCCGCCCAGAACUGUCGCAAGAGAAAGCUGGAGACUAUCGUGCAGCUGGAGCGGGAACUGGAGCGGCUGGGCAGUGAGCGGGAGCGGCUUCUCCGGGCCCGAGGGGAGGCCGACCGGACCCUGGAGGUUAUGCGCCAACAGCUGACGGAGCUCUACCGGGACAUUUUCCAGCACCUGCGGGAUGAAGCGGGCAACAACUACUCCCCUGAAGAGUAUGUGCUGCAACAGGCUGCCGAUGGGGCCAUCUUCCUGGUGCCCCGGGGGACCAAGGUGGAGGCCACAGACUGAGCUGGUCCAAAAGGGUGGGACUGGUGAUGGAGAUUUCCUUCAUUCCCUUCUAGUGAAGGUACUCCCCAACCCUGAGGCCCAGGAGCCGAGUUCUCUAGACCAGAAGGAACAAUGGGAAACUUGGCAUUUGAAAGGUCCAAGGUGUGUUCAGUGAAGCUUGCCUUGAGGCAAGUAUGUGAGGGGAGGGCUGGAAUCUCUCUUCCUUGAUUCGGCUUCCCAGGUCUCCAACCUCCACCUCUUGUUUGAGCUUUGGUAUAUAAAGCACUCUACAGAAAUA
Diceros bicornis minor is the source of this 1645-nucleotide messenger RNA. It is a transcript of the gene NFE2, whose product is annotated as nuclear factor, erythroid 2. Bases 247 to 1368 code for a protein of 373 amino acids. Lineage: Eukaryota; Metazoa; Chordata; Mammalia; Perissodactyla; Rhinocerotidae. Gene Ontology annotation, biological process: regulation of transcription by RNA polymerase II. Gene Ontology annotation, cellular component: nucleus. Gene Ontology annotation, molecular function: DNA-binding transcription factor activity, RNA polymerase II-specific; RNA polymerase II cis-regulatory region sequence-specific DNA binding. The transcript has 3 exons. The record is from RefSeq and is a predicted model, not a curated record.